GCGUUUCCCAUGGACAGUCUCCAUGGGCGUUCUCUAUGGACACUCUCCAGGUGGCGGAAAUAUGGAGGGGCAGCGCGGGCGGGAGGGACGGCGGGCUCUGCCGCCGCCGCCCCCCUGGCUGGGCUGUCCGAGGGCUGCGGGCUGGCGCGUCCCGCGGGGCAGCGCCCGCUCGGGGAGGGCAGUGGCGCGGCCCCGCGGGAGUGCCGGGACGGGGCGGUGACUCCGGCGCUGGCAGUUUGUCCGCCGGGAGCGGGCGGGACCUUGGCCCUGUGUGCAUUCCUGUUGACUGGUUUAGAACAGUUCGUGUUUGGCUGAAGAGAGACAGUGGGCAGUACUGGCCCAGUAUAUACCAUGCAAUGCCAUCUCCAUGUUCAUGCAUGUCUUUUAACCCGGAAACCAGAAGGCUGUCCAUAGGUCUAGACAAUGGUACAAUCUCAGAAUUUAUUUUAUCUGAAGAUUACAACAAGAUGACACUAGUGAAAAGUUACCAGGCUCAUCAAAGCAGGGUCAUCAUGAUUCUCUUUGUCCUGGAAAUGGAGUGGGUGUUAAGCACUGGACAAGACAAACACUUCACGUGGCACUGUUCGGAAAGUGGCCAGCGGCUGGGAGGGUACCGCACCAGCGCAGGUGCCUGUGGCCUGCAAUUUGAUGUGGAAACCCGGCAUGUGUUUGUUGGUGAUCAUUCUGGGCAAGUGACCAUACUCAAACUAGAGCAAGAGUCCUGCAGCCUUGUUACAACAUUUAAGGGACACACAGGUGGUGUCACUGCUCUCUGUUGGGACCCAAUACAGCGAGUUUUAUUCUCAGGCAGUUCUGAUCAUUCCAUUAUAAUGUGGGAUAUUGGAGGAAGAAAAGGAACAGCCAUCGAGCUGCAAGGACAUAAUGAUAAAGUUCAGUCUCUCUCCUAUGCUCACCACACUCGGCAGCUCAUCUCUUGCGGAGCAGAUGGAGGAAUCGUUGUCUGGAACAUGGAUGUUGAGAGGCAGGAGACUCCCGAGUGGCUGGAUAGUGAUUCCUGUCAAAAAUGUGACCAGCCUUUCUUCUGGAACUUCAAGCAAAUGUGGGACAGUAAGAAAAUAGGCCUCAGGCAGCAUCACUGCCGGAAGUGUGGAAAAGCCGUGUGCGGCAAAUGCAGCUCCAAGCGCUCCUCCAUCCCGCUGAUGGGGUUUGAGUUUGAAGUGAGGGUCUGCGACAGCUGUCACGAGUCCAUAACAGAUGAAGAGCGAGCGCCUACAGCUACUUUCCACGACAGUAAGCACAACAUUGUUCACGUACACUUUGAUGCCACCAGGGGAUGGCUGUUGACCUCGGGGACAGACAAGGUUAUUAAGUUGUGGGAUAUGACACCAGUAGUGUCUUGAUGUUACAUCAGUGGAACUGGAAAGGUGACAUUUACAGAAGAAACCAAUUUUCUAACCCUAAUCAUACUGCAGAAGAUAGAUAACGUUGGGUGCAUACAGCAGAUGAGAAAGGAACUAAUGCGUUUACAAUUUUAUGUCCUCUGCUUGAUCAAGGCUGAACAUUUGCACGAAGACUCUUUCCACUUCUCAAAAUAUCAAGAAGGUAUUUUUUUAACUAACGGUUUGUACGAUCUGACUUCAGCUGUCUUGAAUUCAUUUGGAAAAUCUGUGUGCAGUGCAAUUUUUAGUUUUUAUAUUUAACUAUGUCAAGACACUUACUGCUUUGUACAGAGGGUUCUUGGGUUGUGCCCUACCAUGUGAGUUUUUGGUAUCAACAGACUGUAUUAGGCAAUCGGCUCUCCCACAGCAAGUACCUAUUUGGGAUUUGGGAUAUUUCUGCUGACCAUGCUCUCUUCAGUGGGGGAACCCCAAGUGCAGUGUUGCAUGUUCUCUGGGUGCAUCGCCAAGGAGCUGAUGGACUACUGCAAUUCCUAAAAGGGCUCUACCAUCUACUUGUCCUAGUGGGCAUCAUCCAGAGAGCAUUUUAUUGGUCUGUGUAAUCUUCCUGCCUCUUCCUUUGCUGCACAAGUUGCAAAACCAGGUGGCAGGUUGCUCAGCAACUAAUUUCUACAGAAAACUGAAAUAGUUUUCCAGCUCAGAGCAUUACAAGGAACACACAGACUUGUUUGAGUUUGAUGAAGCUGACAGGCUGAUUCAAAUGAAAUUACUGGCAACAGGAACUUUUGGGAGUGUGUGCAUGGAGGGUGGGCAGAUCUAAAACUGGUCUAGGUUGGAAAAGUCUGGUUAACCUCUACCUCUACCUCUACCUUGCACAGCAACAUUUCAGCAUUUAUAUCUGUCUGUGUUGUUGAAGAUGAAUUUUGUUUUUCCUGUUUUCCAUAUGAUUAGUCAUAUUUUUUUUAAAAUGCUGAUGUUUUUUAAUUUCCUCUAUAGACCCAAAACUGAUAUUGCUGAAUGACGCCCAUUGUCCUGUUGUCAUAUUUUAUGGUUUCUUUUAAAAAUAAACAGUAUUUAAAAACCUG
Messenger RNA from Pseudopipra pipra, 2443 nucleotides. It is a transcript of the gene WDFY2, whose product is annotated as WD repeat and FYVE domain containing 2. NCBI's taxonomy places the organism in Eukaryota, Metazoa, Chordata, Aves, Passeriformes, Pipridae. Gene Ontology annotation, molecular function: protein binding; metal ion binding. The transcript is spliced from 13 exons. Gene Ontology annotation, cellular component: early endosome. Bases 36 to 1361 code for a protein of 441 amino acids. The record is from RefSeq and is a predicted model, not a curated record. Gene Ontology annotation, biological process: positive regulation of fat cell differentiation; positive regulation of protein phosphorylation.